This is a messenger RNA of Symbiodinium sp. CCMP2592, 2985 nucleotides long. The record is from the annotation of a GenBank genome assembly. NCBI's taxonomy places the organism in Eukaryota, Dinophyceae, Suessiales, Symbiodiniaceae.
AUGCGUAGCAGCCGAGCGGCUGGGAUCUGGCCUGGCGGCGUGUCACCUCGUAGGGUGGGCAGCUACGAGCCCAUAGGCAUGGCAGACAAUUAUGGAAAAGGUAAGAGGAGCAGAAAGGGAGGAAAGAAGGGAGAGGACUAUGAUUCCGGCUACGGCAAGGGUUACGGGGCGCCCCGGAACAAUGGAAACAUGGGCGGACAGAGUGCAGGAGGAAAGCCUGCCAAGGACGCAGCACAGGUCCAUCACUACCCACCGAAGGAGAUGGCCGCAGACGUCGGUUAUCCGGUUCGGGGCGGGCAGACGCUUUUGAUCGCAUACUUUCCUUGGGAGGCUUCUGAGGCAGACAUCGAGAGAGAGUUUUCGAAGUUCUGCCGUGUGAAGCGAGUUCACUUGGUCGUUGACAAGUCUUCCCGGAAGCCUCGUUGCUUCGGCUUCGUGAAGUUCCUCAGCAAGGCUGACGCGGAAGAAGCUCUUAGGGCCACGACACAAGGACUGGUACAGCUGCCAGAUACUCGAGGUCAUGUAUGGCACCUCAAGGCUGAGUGGACGAAGUCUGGCGACAUGGUGGUAGACGACUCUGAAGCGGAGCAGGAGGUUGCAAAGAGGAAGGAAGAGAGGCGAAGCCGCACCGACACUGCAACCCCUGGAGCGGCGCCGCGCACCAACUCGGGCAAAGGAAGCGCACCGCCGCCCAAGGGAGCGCUUCAUCCCGGGGUGCCCGCGCCGCUGCCGCCGCUGCAGACCCGCUAUCCACCGCAGGCUGCGAUAGGCAUGCCACCGCCGCCGCCGGCUGCCCUUCACUGCAAAGCUGCUCAACCGGAAGGGUUGAGAGAAGUUGAAGGCAUGUCAGCUGACGGCCUGGCCUUGCCCAGGCCCGACAGUCCGAUGGAUGCACCCAGGAUAUCUUUGGGUGGACUUGCAGAAGCCCCUAGGAUGGGCGCAGUGACAGAGCCGGAGAAGGUGGCCAGAGUGGCCAGGAGACCGGAACACCAUCGGAUGGCGACUCCUCGCACGUCCUUGGGCUCCGCUGCAUCAUCUCCUCGGCGCGGUCGACGUCUGCUGCAGCGCCCCGAGAACCACGCCAUGGAGACGCCUCGGACAUCCAUAGGCUCUGGUCGCUUGUCCCUAGCUUCUCUGCGGGAGGUAAAUCAGAAAUUCACACGGCGGCAGAAGUUGGCCUGUGGACUGGUCAGCUUGAUGCUGCUCGCCGUUGUGGGUGGAGUUCUGGCCUUUGUCUUGCUCAGAAAAGAUUCAGUUGGCCCCGCUGCAGGCAUACCGCAAGGAAACUGCUCAGCUGUUCAGGUCGAACAGGGCUGUGCACCGGGCUUCUGUGCCGGUGGCCGGUGUGCCUGUGCUCCGAAUUAUGAUCAGAUGGAUAAAUCACAUUGUGCAGUUCCCCUAGCGAACAAGCGCAUGCAGUUCUUCGUGUACAAAGUGGUUGAGGAUUCAGCGAAUGCUGAUGGCUGCUCAGCCGAUUUUGCGCAGGCCUACAGCCUUCAGGGCGUUCUUUGGUACAUUCACAAUGUCGUGGUGAACCAGUCCUGUCCCCGCAGCGGGAAUCUCUCGCGCAUUUUACGCUGCAGAGCGACGGUGUUCAACACGGAGCAACCGUUCCUCGAGUGGAAAGGGCAGUUUGGUCCGUUUACAACAUUUGAUAGUUCUGGCAGCUGCACCAGCCCCGACUGCCUGCAGACUUGGAGGAAGUUUGGCCGCGUCGUUGGUUGUCUUCCAUGGUCAGGCUACAUGGGUGGCUAUAGCUAUGGCAACUCGACACACCUCUACUCAUUCCCGGACGAAGGCAAGAGUGUACCCUGGAGCUGUGCAGAACCAGACGGAUCCAAGAACUGCACUUGGAAAAUGGAAGAAGCUGGGGAGGUGCGGCUGGACGACUUGGAGAAUAUUUCAGAUUACAAGGCUUUUUGCACAAAGGGUGGAGCGGAAUACAUCAAGAGCAAGGAUACAGGCCGUGGCUGUUCUUUCUGGGACCACCAGAACAGCAGUGUGGCGAAUACGCAUCGUCUGGCUCGUUUGCAACAGCUCUUUGAAGCCUCAGAGCAUCCCGAGCAGCAGCAGCGUUCUCUGGCGCAUUCACAUGCAGUUCCUCCUCUGCAACAGCCUCUGCCACACCAGGGGCAGCUCUAUGGCCAGCACAUGUAUGGCAGCCAGGGGCAACAGUUAUACGGCAACCAGGCGUCCAUCUACGGAGGAGGGGUGCCCGUGGCGCCGUUGGGUCGCGAUCCAGCAGUUGGUGGCGCCUUAGAUGCCACGUCAGCGCCGCCGCUUCUUCGCGACAUCAACAGCUACGCGCAUGCGUCUGCUGCGGCUCAGCAGGCCGCCUAUCCGGGCUCCAGCUAUGCAGCUGCCGUGGCGGCUGCUGCAGCCCACGCGCCAGGAUACCCGCCGGCUCAGUCACAGAGCUAUGUGGGCCAGCCCUAUGCUGGCAGCCAGCAGCCCUACGUCUCCCAGCAGGCUUACGCAGGAACUGGUCAAUACUCUGCAGCAGGACAGCAGGCCGCGUAUGCAGCAGGGCAGCAGGCAUAUCAAACCGCUGCUGCUACUGCCAGCAGUGCAGUGUAUCCAUCAGCCGGAGGGGCGUAUCCACCGCAGGCACAGUCUGGUUACGGAGCUCCGCCCGGAUAUGGAGCAGCUGCACAGUACGGCCAGCAGCCAGCAUCUUAUCCUGCCAACCCGGCCACUGCCUAUGCUGCAGCUGGGUAUGGGCUGGGACAAAGUCCGUACAACUACCUGCAGCAGCCUGCUGCCGGAUCCGGGGUGGUGGCUUAUGGAAGCUACCAGGGUGCGCAGAGCCAGGCACCAGCGACUCCGAAGGAUUGCCCAGUGCCUUUUCACAACCUGUUGUGGGCACAGGUUGCACAAGCACAGCCGCAGCCUCAAGCGCAAUUGCAGCCCUACACCCAGCCGCAGGCGCGUCACUGGGUCGAGAGUCGAGAGGUGUCAAGCGAUCAUCCAUAUGUCGAGCCAUAA